Schistocerca gregaria is the source of this 1128-nucleotide messenger RNA. Its product is annotated as odorant receptor 7a-like. Gene Ontology annotation, biological process: sensory perception of smell; detection of chemical stimulus involved in sensory perception of smell. Gene Ontology annotation, cellular component: plasma membrane. Lineage: Eukaryota; Metazoa; Arthropoda; Insecta; Orthoptera; Acrididae. Gene Ontology annotation, molecular function: odorant binding; olfactory receptor activity. Bases 1 to 1128 code for a protein of 375 amino acids. The transcript has 4 exons. The record is from RefSeq and is a predicted model, not a curated record.
AUGUCAGUACGAGGGCGUAAGCGGCCGGCCGUGUCUCCGGACGACGUGCUGCGCAGCAACGUGCGGCUGCUGCAGAUGGCGGGCGUGUGGCCGCCGUCGGCGCCGCGCGGGCUCGGCCGGUUGUUCCCGCUGCACGUCGCCUCCGUCUACCUCAGCCAGCUGGCCAGCAUCGCCAUGGCGCUGCAGCUCAUCUACUCGGCGCGCGGCGACAUGCACGAGAUCACGCAGGCGCUCAUGAACGCCAUGACUCUGGUUGGCGGCGUGCUCAAGCUGGCGCACCUCUCGACGCACGUGCCUGCCUACAGCCGGCUCGUCGCGGCGCUGCGUGACGUCAUCAGGAUUCAGCGGCCGCAUUGCGAGACCACUCCCAGCCUCAUGGCCGUCUUCACCGCCGUCCACCGCAAGACGCUGCGGCUCACCUUCUGGCCCAUUGCGUACCUCAACCUCCUGGCGCUCGGCUGGUACAUGAUACCCAUCAUCUCCUGGGCCACCGGCUCGGAAAAGAGACUACUGCCUUUCUUCACCCUCCACGGAGUUGAUUGCUACGAUUUCGUUCUAUACGUUGUCAUCUAUUUCGUGCAGUGCCACUCGAUUUUCUACUGGUGCUUCAUCAGUAUCGGGCAGGACAUGUUCUUCGUGACGAGCAUGGUUCACGUGGCCACCCAGCUGCAGAUUCUCAACGUUCGUCUGUCGAAACUGGGCGGAGGACAGGAAACAGAUAAAGAAUUUGGGCGGCUCUACUGUUGUAGAGCAGAGGACUGUGGCACGUGUGAGAGGAAACCAAUGUCUAACGAGAUGUACACGGAGCUUCGAAACUGCAUCACGACGCAUCAGGAAAUUCUCAAGUUCGUGCAGUUCCUGCAGCAGGUGAUGAGUCCAGUGGCCAUGGCGCAGUUCAUGUGCAGCGUCGGAGCAGCGUGUGUCACACUGUACCAGGCAACCUUUGGGCUCUCGGUGUCGCUGUCGGCGUACAGCAGCCAGUGGAUGGGAGCCGGCAGACGCGUGACCAGCGCGCUGCGCACGCUCAUGUGCCAGGCGCAGCGGCCGCUGCGGCUGCAUGCCGGGAAGCUCUACCCUGUCAACAGGGAUACCUUCGUCUCCGCUGAACAACAGCGUAUGAAGAAUUAA